This is a messenger RNA of Cavia porcellus (domestic guinea pig), 938 nucleotides long. RefSeq names its product ferritin light chain. Gene Ontology annotation, cellular component: cytoplasm. Gene Ontology annotation, biological process: iron ion transport; intracellular iron ion homeostasis. Gene Ontology annotation, molecular function: ferric iron binding; ferrous iron binding. The record is from RefSeq and is a predicted model, not a curated record. The coding region runs from base 217 to 744 and encodes 175 amino acids. NCBI's taxonomy places the organism in Eukaryota, Metazoa, Chordata, Mammalia, Rodentia, Caviidae. The transcript has a single exon.
UGAGCAGCGCGUCCGGAGGUCCCGCGGAUCUGUCUCUUGCUUCAACAGUGUUUGGACGGAACAGACCCGGGGACUCCUUUUUUUUUUUUUUUUUUUUUUUAAAUCUCCCAUCCACUCUCCAGGUACAAAUUUUGGGACCAUCUUCUCGACCAUCUGCUCCUUCCAGGGCCAGCCUACACCGUUCUUUUGUGGGUAGCUCCUUCCCGCUGAUCAGCAAUGACCUCUCAGAUUCGUCAGAAUUAUUCCACCGAGGUGGAGGCUGCCGUCAACCGCUUGGUGAACCUGCACUUGCAGGCCUCCUACACCUACCUCUCUCUGGGCUACUAUUUCGACCGCGACGAUGUGGCUUUGGCGGGCGUGGGCCAUUUCUUCCGUGAGCUGGCCAAGGAGAAACGUGAGGGUGCCGAGCGCCUCCUGAAAAUGCAAAACCAGCGCGGCGGCCGCGCGCUCUUCCAGGACGUGCAGAAGCCUUCUGAGGAUGAGUGGGGUAAGACCCUUGAUGCUAUGGAAGCGGCUCUGACCCUGGAGAAGAGCCUGAACCAAGCUCUUCUGGAUCUCCAUGCCUUGGGCUCUGCCAAGACAGACCCUCAUGUCUGUGAUUUUCUGGAGAACCACUUCCUAGAUGAGGAAGUGAAGCUCAUCAAGAAGAUAGGUGACCACCUCACUAACCUCCGCAGGUUAGACGGUCCCCAGGCUGGGCUGGGCGAGUACCUCUUUGAAAGGCUCACACUUAAGCACGACUAGGAGGCCCCAGAGCCUGGCAGUAUCUGAGGGGCUCCAGCAUCACUGGCAUCAGGGCUUUGGCUGGACCCUCUCCCUCCAGCCACUAGGCAGUUUUUUCACCUCUUUGGAGUCCCCUCCCAAAUCUUGGACCAAAAGAAAAAUAAAGCCUUUCACAGCAAAAAAAAAAAAAAAAAAAAGAAAAAAGAAAAAGAAAA